AAAUUAAACUAAUAUAAUUAAAUGCAAUUAAAUUAUUAAAAAUAAUCUUCUGUAAAAUAAAAUCUACGCCGAAUAAAAUUGUUUAAAAUAACAACAAAGAAACCUAAACUGUUUAUAAUCAAAAAAAAAAAAAAAAUAAUUAAAAACACUUAAAUAAGAAAAUUAUGAAAAUAUUAAAAUUAAUAAUUAAAUUAUAAUUAGAAAUAGUGGCAAAAGGAACAAAACAGAAAAAUAGUGUAAACAAAUUUGUAAAAUACUUUGAAGAAUAAAAUAUAAAACACGGAACAGAAUCCAAACGCUUUAUGGAAUAAAUGGAAAAAUAACAGUAAUCUAAAAAAAAAGACACGGGGACCAACAUGCAAGAAAUGUAAACGCAAUAAAAUUGUAUAAAUUAAAAAAAAUAUAAAAAUAAUAGAAAUAGAAAUUAAAACACCAAAUAAACAAGAAAACUAAACUAAAGUAUUUAAAUAAAAGCUGAAACAAAACAUGGAUUACAAUAACCCAUUGGACACUAAUCUUAAUACUGGAAAUAUCAGCACAGAUGACUUCUUGGCAAUAUUUACCUCCACAUCAACCACGGCCACCAAUGAGGCGGGCGGUGGUCCAGGUGGAGGGAGAGGAGGUGGUGGUGUGGGUGUAAAAACCUAUUUAAAUAAAGCCAAUAGUACAUUAACAACAGCUAAUACCACAUUAAAUCCGCCCUUACUGACCGUAGACGGUCAAUAUACAGUCACCAGUCUUCUAGAAACUUCCCUUACCGGCUCCACACUACAAAGUCCCCUUGAGGGAGCCGACAUUAAUGACACACUCUUCCUGUUAACAUCCAACAUUUACAAUGCCACAACCUCCAAUGGUGUUACGUCGACAAUUAAUCUGACCUCCUCGUAUGGCAAUUACAACAGCAUAAAUCAAAACUACUCAACAUUCAAUGGCAGCAAUAUCACCGAAGUCGUCUGGGAUGGCCGCUAUCCUAGUGGCUAUACGCUUACCCAUAUUAUUAUAGCCUCCAUUAUAGUGACCAUACUAAUGAUUGUCAUCAUUGUGGGCAAUAUGCUGGUCAUUAUUGCCAUUGCCACCGAGAAAUCCCUAAAGAAUAUACAAAACUGGUUCAUAGCCUCCUUGGCGGUGGCGGACUUCUUUUUGGGUCUUAUAAUUAUGCCAUUCUCGUUGGCCAACGAGCUGAUGGGCUACUGGAUAUUUGGCAGCUGGUGGUGUGAUGUGCACUCGGCCAUGGAUGUGCUGCUGUGCACGGCUUCAAUUAUGAAUUUGUGUCUGAUAUCGCUGGAUCGGUAUUGGAGCAUUACGAAGGCAGUCGAUUAUCUAAAGUCACGUACACCGGCACGUGCAGCUUUAAUGAUUGCUGCCGUUUGGAUUAUGUCUGCACUAAUAUGUAUACCCCCGCUGUUGGGUUGGAAAGUGAAAAUGCCGGAGGGGCCAUUGCCAAAGUGUGCGCUUAGUGAAGAUAUUGGCUACGUAUUGUAUUCUGCAUUGGGUUCCUUUUACAUUCCCAGCUGUAUAAUGGUUUUCGUUUAUAUACGAAUUUAUUUUGCCGCCAAGGCGCGUGCGAGACGCGGCAUUAAAAAACAUCCGCGCAAAACAAACAACGAACAGGUUACCAGCUUUACCACCGCCAACAAAAAAGGUACCAUACCAAUGCCAUCCUCGAGUGCGGGUGCACUGCAAAAACACCAACAACACCAAAUAGCCACAAUCGAAACACCACCGAACAGUGCCGGAGCACUACCAAUGCAAAUACCAACCGUAACCUGCGAUUUAGCAUCAGACAUUUCCACCUCCGAAGCAGCAGAAAUGGAGCCACAUCCCCUAGUUUAUCCCAAUAGUAGUUGUAGUAAUAAUAUGGGUAUCCUGCCCUCCAAUAAUAUAGACAUACCGUGUAAUUUAAGUGCAUCAGCGAAUUGUAAGGAAACCCUUAAAGUGAGUACAAUAACAACGGGUCAUGGGGCCUUAAAUGUACCUGUGCCACCAUCAAUGGCUGCCAACAACAACAGCACAACGACAACGUCAGCAAUUGCUUUAAACAACAACAAUGGCAGUGUGACGACGACCACGACAUCUCUGGCAGCCACGACGUUGACGGCCUCGAAUGCCAACGAACUGAAGGUGUCACCAUUGGCGGGACGCUGUCGCGCCUUAUCGGUAGGCGUAGAUCCUGAUAUGGUAAGUGAAUUUGAUCCAUCAAGUUCAGAUUCUGGAGUUGUAAGUCGUUGUGCGGUCGUAAAACCAUUAAAAUUUCGUUUAUGUCAGCCAAUAUUUGGUCGCAAGUCCAACAAUAACCGAAGGCAAAAUGAAUCGAAAACGGUGACCGUUAAGGAUGUGCCGAAACAAGAGAUCGUUAAAGCCGAACUCGAACCUGCCAUACCGAAAGUACAAAAGCCCCGAGAUCCCGAAAAGGAGAAACGGCGCAUAGCCCGCAAAAAAGAGAAACGUGCUACACUGAUAUUGGGACUCAUAAUGGGUUCCUUCAUUGCCUGCUGGCUGCCUUUCUUUUUUCUCUACAUUCUAAUGCCAGCGUGCUCAACACAUUGUCACAUACCCGAUUCAGCAUUUGCCAUUGCCUUUUGGCUCGGCUACAUGAAUUCGGCGCUCAAUCCGGCCAUCUAUACCAUUUUCAACAAGGACUUUCGGCGAGCGUUUCGCCGCAUACUCUUCAAGUGAUGUUUGGCCUAUGUGUGCUGUUAUCGGUGCGUUCAUGCCAGUAUCGAAAAGGCAACGGAACGUGCCAUGGGCAGCACACCCAUGGGUUAUAAUAUGUAUCAUUAUAGA
Messenger RNA from Calliphora vicina (urban bluebottle blowfly), 2784 nucleotides. It is a transcript of the gene Octalpha2R, whose product is annotated as alpha2-adrenergic-like octopamine receptor. The record is from RefSeq and is a predicted model, not a curated record. Lineage: Eukaryota; Metazoa; Arthropoda; Insecta; Diptera; Calliphoridae. Gene Ontology annotation, biological process: adenylate cyclase-activating adrenergic receptor signaling pathway. Gene Ontology annotation, molecular function: G protein-coupled receptor activity. The transcript has 3 exons. Gene Ontology annotation, cellular component: plasma membrane. Bases 487 to 2676 code for a protein of 729 amino acids.